This is a messenger RNA of Mesocricetus auratus (golden hamster), 5469 nucleotides long. RefSeq names its product PML nuclear body scaffold (gene Pml). Bases 99 to 2723 code for a protein of 874 amino acids. Gene Ontology annotation, biological process: positive regulation of DNA-templated transcription; intrinsic apoptotic signaling pathway in response to DNA damage; PML body organization. NCBI's taxonomy places the organism in Eukaryota, Metazoa, Chordata, Mammalia, Rodentia, Cricetidae. Gene Ontology annotation, cellular component: chromatin; PML body; nucleoplasm. The transcript has 9 exons. Gene Ontology annotation, molecular function: ubiquitin-protein transferase activity; zinc ion binding. The record is from RefSeq and is a predicted model, not a curated record.
GCUGGACAGCUCAGGCUGCUCAGUUUUCUGGCUCAAGUGUGGGAUUCACUUCCCGCCCUCACAGACCCAAUCCAGAAAUCGAAACUGCACCGGUUUCCAUGCAGAAGGCGCCCGCGUCUUUUGGAUCUCCCUGCCUCCAACAGGAACCCAUCCCGACCCCUACGCCCACCAUGCCUUCCCCAGAGGACCCCUCCGAAGACCAUGAACACAGCCAGAGCCCCGCGGAGGCCAUGAAGGAGGAAUUCCAGUUUCUGCGCUGCCCAGGCUGCCAGACCCAAGCCAAGUGCCCCAAGCUGCUGCCUUGCCUGCACACGCUGUGCUCUGGAUGCCUGGAAGCGCCGGGCUUGCAGUGCCCCAUCUGCCAGGCGCCUGAGUCCGGCGCUAAUGCAGAAGCCUUGGAUAACGUAUUUUUCGAGAGCUUGGAGCGGCGCCUGGCGGUGUUCAGGCAGAUCGUAGAUGCGCAGGCUGCGUGCACCCGCUGCAAAGAGUCGGCUGACUUUUGGUGUUUCGAAUGUGAGCAACUCAUGUGCCGCAAGUGCUUCGAUGCGCACCAGUGGUAUGUCAAGCACGAGGCCCGGCCCCUGGCAGAGCUCCGCGACAACUCAGUUCGCGAAUUUCUCGACGGUACGCGCAAGUCCAACAUCUUUUGCUCCAAUACCACCCAUCGCAAACCUACGCAGACCAACAUCUACUGCCGAGGCUGUUCCAAGCCUCUGUGUUGCGCAUGUGCGAUUCUGGACCGCGGUCACAGCCAUCUCCAGUGCGACAUUGGCGAGGAGAUCCAGCAGCGGCACGAGGAGCUGGGCACCAUGACACAGGCGCUGCAGGAGCAAGACAAGACCUUCGACAAUGCUCACGCACAGAUGCGCUCGGCCAUAGGCCAACUGGAGCAUGCGCGCGCAGACACCGAGGAGCGGAUCCGAGCACGCGUUCGCCAGGUGGUAGAGUAUGUGCAGGCACAGGAGCGUGAGCUGCUCGAGGCGGUGAAUGCACGCUACCAACGCGACUACCAGGAAAUAGCUGGUCAGCUGGGCCGCCUGGAAGCUGUGCUGCAGCGCAUCCGCACUGGUGGGGCGCUGGUCAAGAGGAUGAAGCUCUAUGCCUCUGACCAGGAGGUGCUGGACAUGCACGGUUUUCUGCGCAAGGCACUGUGCCGCCUGCGCCAGGAGGAGCCCCAGAAUCAGCAAGUCCAGCUGCGCACCAGCGGCUUCGAGGAGUUCAAGAUGUGUCUGCAGGAACUCAUCUCCUGCAUCACCCAGAAGACGGAUGCAGCAGUAGCCAGGAGAGCCAGCCCAGAGCCAGCCAGUACUCCCAGGGAAUCUUUGGACCUUGAGCAGCCCAAUGAAGUACAGAGGUCAGAGGCCCAGGCCGAGGCCCUGAAUAUGUCUAAGACUCACUCUGUGGCUGUGGUACAGUCAGUGCCCGGAGCACACCCUGUGCCAGUGUAUGCCUUCUCUGUGGAAGGUCCCACCUAUAGAGAGGAGGCCUCUCAGACAGUCACCCCCAGGAAGAGGAAGUGCUGCCACACCAAUUGCUCCAGGAAGAUCAUCAAGAUGGAGUCCACAGAGGAGGAUGAGGACAAGUUGAGCACUGGCUCCCCUGAGCAGCCCAGGCCCAGCACUUCCAAGGCCGUCUCACCUCGCCAUCUGGAUGGGCCUUCCGACACUGAGAGCCCUGUCCUAGAAGAAACCCUCCUACUCACCAACAACCUUGUUACCAGCGACACAGGGGAAACAGAAGAGCGAAUUGUGGUGAUUAGCAGCUCAGAAGACUCAGAUAUUGACAAUAUGUCCUCCCACGAGCUGGAAGACAGCAGCAGUGAGUCCAGUGGCCUCCAGCUGGAGGGCCCCAAUUUCCUCAAAGCAUCGGAGGAGAGCCUCGCUGACCCCCGAGUGGAAGACAGGCCCCUGGUCUUCUUUGACCUCAAGAUUGACAGUGAAACCCAGAAAAUUAGCCAACUGGCAGCAGUGAACCAGGAAAGCAAAUUCCGAGUACUCAUCGAGCCCGAGGCCUGCAGUGUCUACUCGAAGACAGUCUCCCUGGAGGUUGGACUGCAGCACUUCCUCAGCUUCCUCACCUCCGCGCAGCGUCCCAUCUUGGCCUGCUCCAAGCUGUGGGGGCCUCAGCUCCCCAUCUUCUUCAAGGCCUUGGAUGAUAUUAACAAGCUGUGGGAAUUCCAGGAUGCCAUCUCCGGCUUCCUGGCUGUGUUGCCCCUCAUUCAGGAACGCAUACCCGGUGCCAGCAGCUUCAGACUCAGGAACCUGGCCAAGACCUACCUGGCGAGGAACAUGAGUGAACGGAGUGCCCUGGCCGCUGUGCUGGCCAUGCGAGACUUGUGCUGCCUCCUCGAGGUCUCCCCGGGGCCACAGCUGGCCCAGCAUGUCUACCCCUUCAGUAGCUUGCAGUGCUUCUCUUCCCUGCAGCCCCUAGUUCAGGCUAGUGUCCUGCCUCCCGCUGAGGCCCGCCUCUUGGCCCUCCACAAUGUGAGCUUCCUAGAAUUGCUGACUGCAUACCGCAGCAACCGGCAAGAGGGCUUGAAGAGGUAUGGCCGCUAUCUGAGCCCGCAGACCUCCUCCUCGGCUCCCACCCAGCUUGCUCAAUACCUUCAGGCUCUGAGCACCUACAUGGAAGGACUGUCAGAAGGGUGUGCCCCAGCCGGGUCAGAAGGCAACUCUACUCUCCCUGGCCAGAGCUUGGCCAAAAAGGCCUCCGAGCAGAGCUGACACAAAGGGAUGCCUGGCUUAGCUGGGAGCCACAGGGGGAGGGGCGUCCUUGAGCUAGGCCCCACCCUUCACCACAUUCCCAGGUCCUGGUCUCCAAUACAGAACUUAGUUCAGAAUAGGUGCCAAACACUGGAACCAAACACUCUUUCUCUAAAAUUCCUGCAGCAGACGUCAAAGGCACCCCAGACCUAGACGCUCCCUCUAGAAGCCAGAAUCAGGAAGACUUGAGUAGAGAAGGCAUGGCCUCUGGGCUCAUUGAUUGGCCCUCAUAUGGCCCCAGGCACCUCACCCACCACUACCACGGUGGCCUUGCAGCUCUUCCCUGAUGCUCAAUCAGAAAGUCCCAAGCGAUCUGCUGAUAGCUCAUACGAAUAACACCCUCAGGCAGAGGUCCUCAACCUGCACGCUGUGACCGUUGCAGAACACACAUUUCUGGUGGUCUUAGGAACCCCCAGCCAUAACUGUAACCUUGCUGCUGAGCGGUGUCUCAGUUUCUAAGACAAUCAGGAGCCCAUGGUCGUGACCCACAGGUUGAGAACCACUGUCCUUACACUAUACCAGCAGCCCCCUGGGCACCCAAAGUGCCUUUCAAACCAAACUGCCCUUCAUGAAUUUGGGUUCUCCCAGCUCUCACUAUCCGGAGACCAACUGUGUUCAUGUAAAAAAAAAAAACAAAAACAAAAAACAAACAAAACAAAAACCCACUUCAUUCCAAAGGGGCGUCCUAGCAGGAGAGAGCUAGAAGCUCUUGCUCCAUCCAUGUCCCUUUCUACAGCCUGACCCUUCUAGCUUUGUGCUUUGUUCAUCAGGCCACCUAACACCCUUGCACUCAGCCCUUCCAAGGGACACCCAGUAGGAUACUUGCAUUGAGAGCUUUGGGAAGGUGACUUUACUGAGGUCCCCCGAAUGAGGCUGUCUGGAGUAGGGCCUGCAGCAUUAACUGGUUCUCCGAGCGAUGCUAUCUGCUCAAUUCUGAGCAUCACUGCUGUCACAGACCAUCUCCCCAUCAAAGGGAAGUAGAGAAAGCACUGGCUGUGUAUGUUGAAUAUGAUUAGGAAAAGGCCAGAGCUCUACUGUUCUGUGAAAUGAGCUGGCUGGCCUGCAUUUUUAUCUCCAAGUCUCCAGCCAGCUCUAUCAUCCUGGGCUUUCAGAGUGGGGGGCAGCUUGCUGGAGCCGCAAAUAAGAAGCAUCCUCACCCUUGGACCCUAGCUCUCAUGCCAAGUCUUUGGUCCCCAACCUUAUGAUCAUCUUGAAGGUCAGCUGUUCCCUACGGUUAUCUGAACUGUUGCUGGUGUUGCUGCCUCCUUACCCUGACCCAUUCCCUGCUUCCUGCUCCAAGGGAAUUUCCCAGAGAGCCCAGAGGUCUGGUCUUGACAGGUUGGUGGUCUCCUCUCUCAAGUGGGUGAUGCCUGCAAGCCCACAACUCUGACCCAUCCUGAUGUUUGAAGGCAUCCUGUAGAAGUCCAUUCCUACCAUGGUGAAGCUGGGCUCCGACAGCAAUCCAUUAGAGCUCUGGUUCUGGGUGGGGCUGAGGAUGGAGAGGAAAAGAGGCUAAGGCCCUAGCCUGGCUGUACAGGCAAGGCAGUGUUGGGGCCAUGUCUCAUACCUCGUCCUCAGCCUAUCCCUGAACUAAACAGGGCCCACUGAGUCCCAGCUCCUCCAGGCUGGCUGUCUUCAGUUGCAGCUGACACAGAUUAAUGACAAGGGAGGAAGGAAAGCCCCGUCUUAUCUGUCUGCUCUUAUAUAUGAAUUUUUGUUUUGUUUUUGAUUUUUUAAGAUAGGAUUUCUCCAUGUAUCCCUGCCAGUCCUGGAACUCAUUCUGUAGACCAAGCUAGCCUCAAACUCACAGAGAUCCACCUGCCCCUGCCUCUUGAGUGCUGGGAUUAAAGACGUGCACCACCAGUAACAUCGUUAUACCCCAAGUCCCACUCCUGGAGCUUUUUAAUCUCUCACUUUGACCAAAAAACAUCAAAGUUUAAAUAUGCUGCAUGUGCCAUUUUUUAAAAAUUAUGUCAAGAUUUACCCUAACACCACCAGCAACCGCCAAGCCCUACAAGUUAGGACACUGGAAUUCGGUUCUUGGCAGCCAGUGGCCAUGAUGUGGCUGUUAACACCCUGAUUCCCAGGCAGCUCCUUUGUGAGGUAAUGUAUAUUAUAUUUUUACUCUAUGAGGUCUUUGAUAGGUUCAAUGAGAAGUUCAGUUUCCCUAUCUUAAGGUCUUAUUUCACAAACAAACAAGUUGAGAGUUGCCAAUUUAUAAGAAAACCAACAGCAAACCUUAGCAAAAUACUAAUAUUAAUACACACUAUGUUGGGGGAGAGGGCCUGGGUCUGCAGGAGUCAGUAAGAGUCUCGUAGCCUCUGAGCAGUGGUUGUCUCUGUGUUCCUUGCACACCCCGUGGGAGAAAGACCUGGGAUAGAGAGCAGGCUUCCUGGGGCCAUUUGGCCAUCUCUAGCCCAGCCCCUCUUUUGGGAACCAAAGACUAGCUAGUUCAUGUCAUGUGACUGUUCCUUGAAAGUCUCCUUUAGCCCAGCCCCAACCAUGUUUCUCCAAUCUGCACAACACUCAAACACUACCCAGGUGCCUGCUGUCAUAUACUCCAUCCACCGUCAAAGUCUAGCCUCUCAGCAGAUCUCCUAAAUCUUGAGAGUCUCCCUGCUCACCACAUACCAGGUUUAUCCAGCUCUGAAUUCAAGGUUUCUGUCUCACAUUGUGUCUUUAUUCUCCAUUAAAGGAAUGGCACGGC